AUCCAGCAGCUUUCCAGAGGAAAACCGCGGCGUUUAGAGACGCUCUCCCGAAGUUUCCCUCCUCACACGGUCACGGAUUACAGCUCGUACUCCAGAUAUGUAGCCAUCAGACUUCGGAAAUGCGUGUUUGACACAGAAGGACAGUUUUUUCCCCUCACAACUGCUAUUUACGCGCCUCCGAUUCCAAACUCCGGAUCCUUCGGCUCCAAACCGGACAUGUGCGAUUUGAUGCCAGCGGCUCAACCGGCCGAAAAAAUCGGGAAAAUGAAGAAAUUGAGAAGAACUUUGUCCGAGAGCUUCAGUCGCAUCGCCUUCAAGAAAGAAGACAGCGGCUUUGACGAGAUAUGUGUCACCAAGAUGUCCACUCGCAGCUGCCAGGGAUCAGACUCGGUCAUCAAGCCCCUGGACACUAUCCCUGAGGACCGGAAGGUGCGCGUGCAGCGGACGCAGAGCGGCUUCGACCCCUUCGAGAAACCGGCGGGGCAGGUCAAGCGCGUCCACUCGGAGAACAACGCCUGCAUUAACGCCAAGAGCUCGUCGUCCGGAAAAGAGUCGCCCAAACUCCGCCGUCACUCCAGCCCCAGCUCCCCCACGAGCCCGAAGUUCGGCAAAGCGGAUUCGUACGAGAAGCUGGAGAAGCUCGGAGAGGGAUCCUACGCCACCGUCUAUAAAGGGAAGAGCAAGGUGAACGGGAAGCUGGUGGCGUUGAAAGUGAUUCGUCUGCAGGAGGAAGAAGGAACGCCGUUCACAGCGAUUAGAGAAGCGUCUCUCCUCAAAGGCCUGAAACACUCGAACAUCGUGCUGCUCCACGACAUCAUUCACACCAAGGAGACCCUGACCCUGGUCUUUGAGUAUGUGCACACAGAUCUGUGUCAGUACAUGGACAAACAUCCCGGCGGUCUUCAUCCGGACAAUGUCAGGCUGUUCCUGUUCCAGUUACUGAGGGGUCUGUCUUACAUCCAUCAGCGCUACAUCCUCCACCGAGACCUGAAGCCCCAGAACCUGCUCAUCAGCGACACCGGAGAACUCAAACUGGCCGACUUCGGUCUGGCCCGUGCGAAGUCGGUCCCGAGUCACACGUACUCUAAUGAGGUGGUGACGCUCUGGUAUCGUCCUCCAGACGUUCUUCUGGGAUCCACAGACUACUCCACCUGCCUGGACAUGUGGGGCGUCGGAUGCAUCUUCGUGGAAAUGAUCCAGGGAGUGGCGGCGUUCCCGGGCAUGAAGGACAUUCAGGAUCAGCUGGAGAGGAUAUUUCUGGUAAGUGUCUCCCUUUGUCUCCGCUCGGCUUUCCUCUGCCUUUAAUGCCCCGGGUGCUGCUGGGUGAACAGAAGUUCUCCAUGAAUACAAAGAUACGGA
Puntigrus tetrazona (Sumatra barb) is the source of this 1359-nucleotide messenger RNA. Its product is annotated as cyclin-dependent kinase 14. The record is from RefSeq and is a predicted model, not a curated record. Gene Ontology annotation, biological process: protein phosphorylation. NCBI's taxonomy places the organism in Eukaryota, Metazoa, Chordata, Actinopteri, Cypriniformes, Cyprinidae. Gene Ontology annotation, molecular function: ATP binding; cyclin binding; cyclin-dependent protein serine/threonine kinase activity. Gene Ontology annotation, cellular component: cytosol; cytoplasm; nucleus. The transcript is spliced from 10 exons. The coding region runs from base 217 to 1305 and encodes 362 amino acids.